Leptomonas pyrrhocoris is the source of this 1856-nucleotide messenger RNA. RefSeq lists its product as hypothetical. Lineage: Eukaryota; Euglenozoa; Kinetoplastea; Trypanosomatida; Trypanosomatidae. The transcript has a single exon. Bases 150 to 1856 code for a protein of 568 amino acids. The record is from RefSeq and is a predicted model, not a curated record.
AGUGGAAACCCUGUCAGCCUCUUUUUUGUUUUUCAAGAACAGCAUUAAACGGUCUAAUAAAGAACAGUACGCUCCGCACACCUACACCUUUGUGGGCGGUGGAACCCGUUCACACAUACGCAUUCACACUGAAGCACGCAACCUGUGCCAUGUACAAUGUAUUCCCUUCGCUCAUUCCCCGCGCGGCCAUGGUGCGUGCCCGCGCUCUAGAGCUGGGCCGUGUCAACGACUACUACACGAGCGCCUCUGCCCCGAGCAGCUCCACGCUCGUCGCAGCCGCGCCGUCCGCCACGAACGUGUACGUGCUCGCGUAUGGGGAGCGCGAGGGACUCGCACCGGGCGAGCGGCUGGAGGUGAGCGGCAAAAACGUGAGACUCGUGCGCACGCUGGCUUACGGCUGCCCGCGCGGCGUUACCGUGCAAAGCGCGUUUACCGGCCGACUCUCCGACGAAGACUUGAACGGGAUUACGGAGCAGUUGGAUGCGCUGCACCCGUGCGGGAUGGACAUGCGCAAGCUGGCCGCGCUGCAGCUGAAGGAGACGGCCACCUCGUCUCCGUCGUGCUCUCCCGUCGCUUCAACCACUACACGGAACUCACAACGAGGAGACGCGGCGCAGCUCCCGCGGCACUCGCCGAACUGGACGCUGCGGCUUCCCGAGAUUAAAGGCAGCCGUGUGCUGCGCAACGCCUUACCAGACGAUGUCUCCACGCUGAGCGGGGCGCAUCUCACGGCGCAGCUGGAGCGCAUGCGGCGGAGCCAGGAAGAGGUGGUCGUGGCGGAGUGGGUCAGCCGCUCCGGCGAGGAUAAGCCAGCGACAAGCACGGUGCGGUGCGGCGUUCCAGAACACACAAGCGGUAGCGAAGGACCGUCCCGGCGGAAGCCAUCCACGCACAAUGCGAACACCGCCAGCAACGGCGGUGCGGACGAGGACGUCAGCGCGAGCGACGCUUUGUUGGUGGAAAACGGCGUGUGUUUCCGCAGCGCAGACAGCUGCGGUCUCCGUGCCCUCCGCACGGCCCGUCUCGCGUUCAUCGCCAGCAUCGAGCGCACGGCGAAUGGGUUGGCGCGCCGUCAGCGCCGUUUACCCGGUGAGGAGCUCCGCGCCCUCGAGGUGCUGGACGUGAGUGCGAUCGACUUCACCUUCGCCCACGCCGCCCUGCAAUCCACGUUGGAGUUGGGCCUGCACACCGGCGAGGGCUGUCGCAUCACGCACGUGCCGCUGACCGACGCCGCUGCGCAGCGGGUGGAGUCGCCGGCGGCCAGCUACAUCCGAAUUGUCGCCGCGGAGUCGGGCACGGCGUUUCCACGGCCGUUCGAUUUUGUGCCGACGCACUCGUUUGGCGUGGGUGCCUACACCGCAUAUUUGCCGCUGCCGCUGGGGCCGUACACCACGGAGGAGGCGGCCGGGAGCUGUGCGAGCUUCGACGCCGAGGAGGGCACCGGCGGUGGCGGUGCGUCCUCCCCCUCUCAGCCGACGCGCCGUCGCAAGAGCAUGCACUUGCAGCAUCCGAUCCAUCGCCGCUCCGGCGUCGAGGCGGAGGUUGGCGGGACGCGGCUCGACCGGCAGCAGCUCGCGGUGCAGCUCUCACAGGCGAUGGCCACGCUGCGCCGGGGGGCGUGCAUGCUCGUCACCUUCGUCCCGACGCCCGCCACGGCGGCGGCGCUGUACCGGGAAACGGAGGCGCAGCACCACGCAGAGGUGCUGAUGGAGCACCGCAUGGUGGCCAACUCGAAGGCGUGCAUCGCCGAGGCGAUUUCGCGGACGGGGCGGUGGGGGUACAUCACGGACGAGGUGCUGCCGGCUGUGGACAGUCCGCAGGGCAGCUCCUUCUCCCUCAUGGUGGUGCUGGAGUGA